AUGGAAAAUGCGGGCGGCGGGCGGCCCCGGGGAGAUCCGCCGACCGCAGCCGUCGCCGGCCUCGCCCUCCUUCGCCGCAUGGAAAAUGCGGGCGGGGCGGGGGAGGAGAGUGACAGGGCCCUGCAUCUUGAAGAGCUCUUGUUGGCGCAAGCCCAAGGUACUGCUAGCCCAUUUCUUGGCAGCCAGAAUGUUUUAGCUGCUUCCAUUCUCAGCACAGUGAUGGAAAACUCAGCCUCUUCUGGUACUGGUAGCAGUCCACCCAAUAGUGUCUUCUGUUCCAAAUAUGAAAUACAUAUUGAUGCGGAGAAAAAAUCCGUGAGUGGUGCUGGCAAAGAACAUGUGGAAAACAUUCUGGAAGAAUACUCGCAGGAAGGUAGAGAUGUGCAGAAGAGGCUGAAUGAAACCACUGAGCUACAUGAGCGACAGAAAAUCAGUUUAAGCCUGAUCAUUGCUGAUUUGCAGACCAAACUGAUGGAAGUGCAAUUGGAAAGAGAUUUGCUUCAGGAUACCAGACAAAAGGAAUCCCAGAGCCAAGAGAAUGUGAAAACACAGCUAAAAAAUACUAUUCAAGAGCUGGAAGCUGCCAACCAGCUGCAGGAGGAGAUGCUGAGGGAGGCUGACAGCCAAAAUGAGCAUCUGAAAAAGAUGGUACACAGCCACAAGGAAGUACUUCUGGAAAUACACGGCAUCCUAAUGGACUAUGAAGACAGCACAGGCAAGAAACUCUAUGAGCAUGAGAAUAUUACUAGCCUACACAUCCACAACCUGAGCACAGCAUUUGCUGACAUCCUGCGAGAUUUAGACUCAGAGGUGUCAUACCUCAAAGAAAAGGUUGUCCUGGUGGAAGAAGAGCUUGAGUCAUUGAAAAAAGAUUCACAGACCCAAAAACUUCUGCUUCAGCAACAUCAAAAUAGGAUUGAGCAGCUAAUAAGUGAGCAUGAACAGGAGGUGGCAGCACUAACUGAUAAAGCUAACAGUGCGCGCAGCUAUGCAAAUAGUAUCCAAAGCCAGAUGGAGAUCAUUCACGAACAAACAAGAACGCAAAAUUCAGUGCAUGCACAUCAAGUUAGUCACCUGGAAUCUACAGUUUCUCAGCUGCGUUCUGAAUUACGAGAAGCUAAGAGGAUCUAUGAAGACAAGGUCGAAGAUCUUGAGAAGCAGUCGCACCCAGCUCAUUCUGCGAUAGCAGAAGCUCAAACAGAACAGGAUCAACGCAGCCAAGAAUCUGGAAAUCUGAAUGACCAGAUUCAUCAACUGUUGACUGAACUUCAUAAAAAAGAGAUAGAACUAAAUCUAGAAAAAGAGCAGAACAAGCGAUUUUGGGAUCAGAACACAGACAGCAGCAUCACCAUUGACCAUCUAAGGAGAGAACUAGACAACAAAAACAUGCAAUUGCAGCGCAUGGAAAACACAGUGAAGGAAAUGAAGACUGAAUGUCACAGGCAAAUGGAGCGCCAGAUGGCCGCAAUUAAGGAAAAAAAUGAAAGCAUUGGAAGAAUCUCUUCUUUGACUGUCCGACUGGAGUCAACCAAGGAAACACUCCGUAAAGUUAAGGAAGAUCUCACAGCCAAACAGAUCGAUUUGGAGACUGCUGAGAAAACAGUGUCAAAACUGACAGCCCGUCUGCAAGAGAAGGAGAGCGCCCUUGAGGUUACCAAUAAGGAAAUCAAGAAGCUAUGUUCGCAACUUGGCAGUAGGAUGCAGGAGCUCCAGCAAUUAAAGAAUGAAGAGGACUGUUCACACAAUGCGCAGUCAGAGUGUGAAACGCUGAAACUGCAGCUGUUGGAGAAGGAAAGGAUUAUUGAGAUCUUCCAAAAGCAAAUUGAUAACAUGACCCAGAUUGUGAGCCAGCACAGUCGAACUGCUGGAGCAAUGGAAGUUGAGAAAUCUCAGCUUAUAAAAGAAAUAAAUGACUGGAAACUUAAAGUAGAAGAACUUAAGAUUGCAAAGGAUGAGAAGGAAGCCAGAAUACAUGAAAUGGAGGCCAGACUGAGUGAACUGGAACUGGAAAAGGUUAAACUGGUAAACACAUGCAGUGAGAGGCUCCAUGCACUUAAUGAUAUGAAACUGGAAAAAGACCAGCUAAUGAAUGAACUCCAAGCCAGUCGGAGUGAGCUAGCUGGCCUUGAAGAGGGAUUUGAAGAUUUGAAGAAGGAUUAUCAGGAUAAGAUCAAGGAGAUGGAAAAUAGUGCAAACAGACUGAAAAUGCAGUUGAAAUCUGCCCAAGCUGAACUGGAACGGACCAGGACUGCUUUGAAGACUAUGGAGGGAUCUGAUGGCCAUGCUAUGAAAGUUGCAAUGGGAAUGCAGAAGCAGAUCACAGCCAAGAGAGGACAGAUAGAUGCAUUACAGAGCAAGAUUAAAUUCUUGGAAGAGGCAAUGACAAAUGCAGCUAAGGAGAAGCAUUACCUCAGAGAAGAAAAUUGUAAACUAAGUCAAGAAUUGAGCUAUAUUACAGCAGAAAAUACCAAGAUUGCUGGGGAACUGGAGAUCCUGAGAUCACAAGACAAACGUCUGAAAGAAAAAAUACCUAAGAUGGAGGCAGCCCUUGAUAAGGCAUCCAUGCAAUUUGCAGAAUGUCAGUGCAUAAUCCAGUGUCAGGAACAAGAAGCUAUGCGCUUCAGACUGCAGCGUACUUUAGAUGUAAAAGAGCUGCAGGGCCCAGGCUACUCGCCAGCUUCUGCUUCAGGCAAGCUGCGGCACGUAGUGCCUCUUUCCCACCUGCACUCUGCUGUCAUGCCACCUUCCCUGAACUUGGCCAGCUGUGCCCCUCAUAUGCCUUCCAAGCCAGGCAUUUUGAAGGAAGAACCACUGCAGGAUCUAAAGAGGAUUCUUCAAGAAUUAACAAGCUCAGACAAUGACAUUCCCUCUGUGGCUCUUGGCAAGGAUGACAGCAGUGAGAUGGUGCAAGUAGAGGAUGCGCUGCUGUCUUCAGCCUACGAUCGGGUCCUUGCAAGAGGCAGACUGCAGCUAGAGACUCUGCUACUGAAAGCAUCGUGGAAAAGGAUACUUUCGGACGGGAUCGUUCAUGCUUACGUACUGCAGAUCUUCAGUCCCAAGACGUUACCCUGCCCUUUACAUCGCUUGGUAUCUAAACAUGGAUGUGCUUUUGAGAGGAAUCAGGUCAUUGCAAAUUCCAUUGAUUUCCUUUCAAGAGGUGCAUCCAUCUUCUCAGCAGCUCCUCGUUAUACAUCCUUCCCCAAGAAGGUCUCUCAGGAGGAGAGGUACAGAGAAAGGUCUCCAGUACACUUGCUAUUAACUGCUCCACCCCAUGACCUUGCAGCUGGCCCCAGCACCUCACCAGAGCACAGACUGUCUGCAAGGAAGGUUGGCUCUCCAGAGGGUGCAGCCGCAGUCCCCCAGAUAACUUCUCAGCCCAUGGAAACCAGUGAGAAUACACCUAGGAGGCUACAGAACAAGAUGGAAAGCCUGCAAAACCUGGUGGAAUCAUUACAGAUAAAAAAACAAGCCAUGUCAUCAAUGAUCAGAACUCAGGAAAUGAAGAUAGAGAAAGCAAAGCAAAAGGAGAAAAAGCUAUCAAAGUGAAGACGCCGUAUACAUUAGUGAUUACUUUCACGUAUGUACAUUGUGUUUAAAAUAUAUUUUUAAAGAUAAAUAAUAAAAGUUCUUACGGUUUUGUAAUUCUUGCCUGGAACCAUGACACUCUACUUCUAAAUGAGUGGGAAGUACAAGAGGAGUAGAAAUACAUCUAAAUACAGACUCUUUCACGGGCGCACGUAUUCAAUAGCUUUGUGCUGUGAGAGACACUGGCCACAGGGCACUUGCUGACUGCUUCAAGUUCCAGUAUUUCUUGCAUGUGUUCUGGAUC
This is a messenger RNA of Aptenodytes forsteri (emperor penguin), 3829 nucleotides long. RefSeq names its product coiled-coil domain containing 158 (gene CCDC158). NCBI's taxonomy places the organism in Eukaryota, Metazoa, Chordata, Aves, Sphenisciformes, Spheniscidae. The transcript is spliced from 25 exons. Bases 1 to 3546 code for a protein of 1181 amino acids. The record is from RefSeq and is a predicted model, not a curated record.